UGUGCUGUGAGUGGGAUUGGUGAUCGUUUUAUCCCACGCAAAUUGAUCGGCCAUUGCACUAUCGUGUGACAUUUACUGCUCGCUGUUGAUCGUGCUGCUGCUGUACGAUCGUACGACAAGAUACAUGGACCGUUUGUAAGGAUGUUAGUGCUGUGCAUGAUGACAGAGUGGUGAUUGGGAGAGCUGCUACUUCUAUCAACACCAGUGUGGAGCCGUCUACAAUAGCAACGUCUACAAUCAAAGCUAUCGCAGUGGCAGGGUUCGGGAACACUUGUGCCUGAUCACGCUCCCGAUCAUAGUGCUGCAUGUGUUUCUGUGGUUCUGUUAACACGUCUGCUUACCAGGUGUAAAUGUGAUUGAAACAUCGACCGAAGACAGCAACUGUAGUAUUCGGUUUAAUUUAUUUCUUAACAAAAUAAUAACUUGUAUAAGUUUUUGCCUGUUUAGCUUAACGCUAAAGUGAUCUUUAACGAACUUAUAAAAAAAAAUCUAAGGAACAAACAACCCUCUAAACCUUCAGUUAAAAGGACAAAAUGGACUUACUGAGAAACCAAACCCAGUGUUGGCGUAUAAACACCCCGCUCACAAGCCCGAAAGUGUUGCACCAAUAUUGAUUGCGCCCGAGGGGUUAUGCAAACGUGUGUGUGUGUGUGGCAAAAUUUCCGUUUUACAGAGCGAACAGCGCACUUCGGUUUGGAAGCUAAUCAGCCAAAAUAUGAGUAACGAUCGACGGGCUCCAACGGGCUGCUGGCAGAGAAUUUGAAUAGCAGCCGCCAGACGGCUCAGAAAACACUCAAAACCAACCCCCCCCUCCCCCCAGUGCCAGUGCUAAUAAAGUGUCUGUGUGUGUGUGUACGGUCUUAAUGGUGUGAUUGCUCGAAUGCAGCAGUACGCAAAUGUGUGUCCACGGUGUGUUACUAGCAGGGGACGAAAUUGGCUGCUGCUGGCGCUGCUGCUGCUGAUGGCGUGAGCGCGGCAGAAAUCAAACCAAACCCAGAAUUCGAGUGUGAGUGGGUGCAUACCUAACAUAAAAAAUUAAAAAAAAAAAAAAUAGUGCGACAGAGAGCAUCGAGUGAGGCGUCGUCCCCAGGUGUAACGAGCCAUGUCAGUCAUGCAUCCGAGAAUCUUCCUAAACGUUUGCUUCCUGCUAGCGCUCGGGCACGAAAUCGAAGCCAGCUGGGAGGAAUGGUGGACAUAUGAUGGAAUUUCAGGACCCGCCUUCUGGGGGCUAAUCAACCCGCAGUGGAACAUGUGCAACAAAGGGCGCCGCCAGUCGCCGAUCAACGUGGAGCCGGAGAAGCUACUGUUCGAUCCCUACCUUCGGUCACUGCACAUCGACAAGCACAAGAUAUCGGGCACGCUGCACAACACUGGCCAAUCGCUGGUCUUCCGGGUGGAGAAGGACACCAAGCAGCAUGUAAAUAUUUCCAGCGGCCCGCUCGCCUACCGGUACCAGUUCGAGGAGAUCUACUUCCACUACGGUACGGACAACAACCAGGGCUCGGAGCAUCACAUCCACGGGUACAGCUUUCCCGGUGAGAUCCAGCUGUACGGUUUCAACAAGGAGCUGUACCACAACAUGUCCGAGGCCCAGCACAAGGCCCAGGGCAUCGUCGGCAUUUCGCUAAUGCUGCAGAUCGGCGAUACGCCUAAUCCGGAGCUGCGGAUAAUUACCAGCGCCUUCAAUAAAGUCCUGUACAAAGGAUCUUCUACACCGAUCCGGCAUAUCUCGCUGCGAUCGCUGCUGCCGAACACGGAACAGUACAUGACGUACGAGGGUUCGACCACACAUCCCGGCUGCUGGGAAAGCACGGUCUGGAUUAUCCUCAAUAAGCCCAUCUACAUCACCAAGCAGGAGCUGUAUGCGCUCCGGAAGCUGAUGCAGGGCUCGGAACAAACGCCCAAAGCACCGCUGGGCAACAAUGCGCGGCCGCUCCAGGCAUUACAUCACCGCACUGUUCGGACCAACAUCGACUUCGCCAACACGGGCGUCAGCAAGACGCAGAGCUGCCCGACGAUGUACAAAGACAUGUACUACAAGGCGAACCGCUGGACGUCCGAGAUAUCGGCCCGGGGCCGCGAACGGGGGCUGCCCGACAUCGAGAGUGUGUUCCAUUCGCUUCCAUAGUGGCACCAGCGGGUCCGUUCCGAUGCCGGACAGAUCCAGAGCCGCCCGCCCGCCAUCACCGGCUAAAAAAAAAAAACCGGGUGCUGUGCGCGACCGGGUUUAGCGGCAGGAUGAGACUGACACGAGAAGAACACCACACGGCAAGCGGGCGGGCGCGCGCGUGGCCUCUUCACACCGAUUACCGCUGAUGUUGCUGCUGCUACUGCGUAUGUUGUCUACCUUUCAGGGGCCGCGAGUGGUUGGGUUUGAUAUUUGUUUAUGGUUCUCAACAGACACCGUUCCAACGCGGCUUCUCCGAGCUGCAGCUCUAGGGGCGGCUUAUUUUUCACUCUAGCGAACAUUCCUUUUCGCAAGCCCAAGACCGUACCCACGCACCGAUGCGAGCAUUAAGCGGAUUUAUUUGACAAAAGGUAGCGCGAAUCUAAGGCGUAAGCACAAAAUUGACCCAUUGCCUAUAUACAAAACAGAACAAAGAAGCAUAUAUAUACAUAUAAUUAUAAAUAUACAUACACGUAUGAAUAGAGCAAAGCCUACUCUCCAACUAGCGAAUAUUGUAGUACUAAUAAACACGUACACACACACACACUCAUACACCUAAACAAAGGAAAAAAAGUGUAUCUCUACCAAACACGAAACAAAGUCAUCUUCUUCUUCAGCACACAUACCACCAAUGCCACAUUACAGGGGUUUUCUGGGAUUCUCAUAGCAGUGGGAUACUUGCUUGAAUCUUUCUUAUAGGAAAUGAACUUUAUAGGAUGAGAAUUGGAUUACUAUGUAUGACUUUAGACCUUCAGAUACGUCGAGAGAUGUUAUAUAAAGUUCAGAAUUGGACUCUAUGGCACUCUUUUUAGACAGAUUCAUUGAACACUCCUAUUAGAUUUGAAUGAUGCUAUAGAGUUCACAUACAGUUUCACAUAAAGUUCAUUUCGUAUAUGAAAUAGUCAUGAAAAUAUCCAACAAGUAUGAGAACCCCUGAAAAACCCUAUAAUGCUUGGAUACUGUGUGUGAAGCUAUACUACAUAAAAAAAAAACAACCAAACAAGACGCGCUUGGAUCGCUCUCCAUUGCUUCGAAAGCAGGCGUAAUGUAAAACAAAUAAUUAUUCUUAUGAUGUUGUCUACGAAAGGGGGAUGCCAAACUGGAGCCAUAGCAAAAUCAGGUGUAAACGGGAUGUUAUAUACACCGUCAUAUAACUCUUCAACCCUAACACACCGCUUCCUAGAAUUUCCAAGAAACUACCCCACUCCAUCUACACCGCUAGCAACAUAGGCGUAAAAUUAUGUAACAAAAAUGAAGCAAAAGGUCAACCAAAAAAAAAAAAAACAAAACAGCAAACCAUUUGUGGAGAUUUGGCUCGUUCCCCCCUUCCUCAGCUGUCAGAUCGGUCAUGUGUAUGUGUGUGUGUGUGUGUUGUAAGCCGAAAGGUAACAGGGACUUUUUUUCGUUUUGUUUUUGAAGCCACCGAGAAAAGGGUUGGCAAACGGGCUGCUUGAAAUCAGUAAAAACCGAAGACGUAGCAGACAAAGGGCGCGACAGGAGUGGUGUCAAGCCGGAGGCCUCUUUGCAGUGGACAAUAAUGACGGAGACGAUAAAAGAUGGCAAUUGACACAUAACAUACCCACACACGCACACACAAACACACAAAUGAAACGUAAACACUGCGUGUCGUGGUGGUGGUGGUGGUGGUGGUGUCACACAGCUGACGGUCUUCAGGAUCUUGUUAGCAGUUGUCAAUCGCAUUUCUAGUACGAUAAGAAGUGGCUUUUGCGGUGCGGAUUGCAUACCUGUGGGCGGUUUGCUGCACAAGUGCACGAUGGGGUGUCACGGGAAGGAUUCACACCGACACUUACACUAAACAUUAACGAGCUGAUAACUAUAUAGAACCAUACAUUUUGGGGAAGCGAUGGUAAGCGGUAAAUAGCACCAAACACACCCGUACAGUAGUAACAGUGUACUCAAGUAUAAACGCUUAAAAGAGACUAUUGCAAUCAAUAUAGACAAAAUCGCGUUUAUUUUUAUUUUUUCCUACCGAUCCCUAUAUAAUCGAUCGAUCCUCACGCAUCUCACCAUUUCUCUCAGUUAACAACGUGUUGGGUGGUGGUUGUUUAUGGUCGUUGAAGGACUGUCAGUCACUGUAGCGACGCUUAUGCUGGGAUCGCAAAUGUACUACACCGCAGACGAAAGGCAUAGGACGUCUUCCAUGGUCCUUUUAAGUGUAAAUAAAACAAUACGCAAAAAUAGAGAUAAAGGGUGAAGAGAACAGGUAUAAGAAGCGAGCGCGGGGGGGGGGGGGAACAGUAGCCAGCAUCAGAAAUAGUAUUCAAAAACCAAAACUGCACCUACUACUAACCAAGUGAAAACUUAGCGAAAACAGUAUUUGCAAAGCACACAUUCACAUAUAUACACACACCCACACAUACCAUGACAACGUUAGUAAGAUAGAGAGAACGAAAGAGAGAGAUAGAAAAAGAUAGAGAGAGAGAGAGAGAGAGAGAGAGAGAGAGAGAAAAUUGGUGUUAUAAACAAUAUUAGAAAGAUGAACGGAGCAGCUUACAUAUGCACCUGUACAUAUAUCCUCCUCUUCCUCCCCUUCCCAGUGCGUAGCGGGGAGCAAUAACUUUCGAAAACUGUGUGAAAAUGUAUGUGUGAAUGCGUGUGUCUAUGUGCGUGUGUGUAAUAAGCAACAGGCUCGAUAGCAACCAGUGGAAUGAGCUAAACAGGCGAUUAAUAUUUAUACCAUCAAGCAGUAUUACUUAAAGUCUAGCCAUGAGAGAGCUAAAGCGAAGGAUAGAGAGACAAAGAACGAGCGAGCGAGAAAGAGAUAGCAGUUGAUAAGCGAACCCUGCUGCGCUGGCCACUAUUUAGUGUUGAAACGGCACCGCAGCUGAGUGUUUGUGUAUCGUGUUAUUUAUUUUGUUAAAAUUGUUUUGCUUUCUUUCGGUUUGAUGGUGCAGCAAUGCUAAUAGAACACAGGGGGGGGGGGGGGGGGAUGCGCGCCGAAACUAGUCGGAGCUGAAAGGGUAAAACAUUAUACGCCGCAAAUGCUAUCUUGUAAAGUAGACAAAUUACUGUUGAACCGUAUCUAGCGCCUGCAGAAGCAUCAAAUCAAAGAAACGUUUUUAUGUGAGAAAAGUCGUUUUGCUCGGUAAGUAAGUGUUUAGUUUUUAAUUGCAAUGCAUACUUUGAACGAACACAUAAGUAAAAAAAAAUAGUUUGUAACAAUGUAAGCAAACAGCAGGCUCCAAAAAAAAGGAAACUAAAGCAAACAAAUCUAUCCUUUUAACGAUUCCAUUGCCUACCUUUGGUCAAUUUCAUGGAUGUUUCACGAACAAUGGUGAACAAAUCCGAAGCAAUUGAUGUUCGUUUACCCAGCGCCCCUGCUCCACCACAUUUACGUCCGCUAUGCGAUGCCAAACCAGCGUGUGUGUAGAAGCAAGGGUUCUAGCAAAAGUCUAAGAAAAACCGAAAAAGUAGGGUUCGCCCGCGGUGUAAGUGCGUUAAUUUUUGUACGAAAAUGUUUGUCACAUUAUGAGUGCUUCCAGCGGGUAAAACCGAAACAUCACUGGCAGAAACGUCACAAAUGCCACGCCGGUGGUGUCUACUUCCCACAAGCGCGAAUAGAAUUGAUUGUAGUAUUCUUUCAAAACAAAACGUAACAAGCAGCAGGUGAACACAAACAGCUACCAAACGCAAUUGAUUUCCUCAGCUGGUCGCGUCACUCAGACGGGCGGCAAUAUCUAGCGCGUGUCCGUGUGCAACGCACCAUGCUGCAACACAGCUUUCUAGUGAAGUGUUUUGUGCCGACUGUUGCUUAGCCCUGUCGGAGAGCUAAAGAAGCAGCGGCACAGCGAAACUGCUGUGACAGGCAGACAAGACAGGAGGGCCCACAAAGAAAGGGAACAGAGAAAGAUAGCGAGAGCAGGAGAGCACCUUAGUAACCCAUAUAAAAAUAUGGUAACCGAAUGAAAAAAAAAAAACAAAAAUAUUACUAAACACUUACUCUGGUAUUAUCCAAAUAAAAACAAACAAAAAACAAUGUACUAACAAACAAAAACAAACAUCAACGCAACUAACAACCAAUGAGGGUACGCCAUUUGCAAACGAAAAACUACCUAUCUCCUCUACUCUCCUUAAUAUAAUAUAAACCGGGCCUUUUUUCGAGUAAAAAAAAGCAGGCUGCAACAGAAGAAGAGCGCUAAAAUCAGGAAGCCCUUAACGGGAAGCGAGCACUCCCAACCGGAAAGGUAGCCCCUAGUAACGAUGGCGUAAAUAGUUGGCGGGUGGGAAUAGCCGAAUGGGCACUAGCUAAAACGACGAAUUAGAUUGAACUGCAACCAAACUGGUCAAUAAACGUGUAAUGAGCUGAUGGAAGAGGAGCAGCAGCAGCUGAAAAAUACAAGCCGUGUGGAAAAACUA
Anopheles gambiae (African malaria mosquito) is the source of this 6544-nucleotide messenger RNA. RefSeq names its product carbonic anhydrase-related protein 10 (gene CARPA). Bases 1103 to 2128 code for a protein of 341 amino acids. The transcript is spliced from 9 exons. NCBI's taxonomy places the organism in Eukaryota, Metazoa, Arthropoda, Insecta, Diptera, Culicidae. The record is from RefSeq and is a predicted model, not a curated record. Gene Ontology annotation, molecular function: carbonate dehydratase activity; zinc ion binding.